AAUUUCAGCCUCGAUUGUUUCAACAUGUACUGGUGACACACAAGUUUUGAAAAUGACGCACGAACAACACAGAAAAGAAGUCAAUAAAUUACUGACGAAGCCGUUGGCUUACACCGCUGGGAUUUUGGGACUGAUACAAGGGAUUGCUUGGCUUGUUCUCUCAAUUUUGAGUAUAUUGUGCUACUUCGAAAGUAUAUUCGUGAGCGGCUGUAACAUUGAAAUUGAGAAUGGCACAGUAGUAGGUGGGUCGGACUAUAGCAACUUACUAUACUGCCUAUUCCUUAAAUCAGAUUUCAAUAAUUCAAAUUUGACCAAUAUCAGCAUCAUAAUAAAACCAGACGACUUUAUCAUUUUCGUGUGGUUCUAUGUUAUAUUUUCAGCCAUUUGGACAUGUACUUCCGCCAGUAUCAUCUGGGCGAUGAUCCACAAUCAGUGGCAGCUGACGAAAACCCUGUUUGGAGCGUGGUCAGCCACAGUCAUACUGACAUCAAUAGUGGAUAUUGUGCUCACCGGUUUAAUCGUGGCUGACUAUGUCACUAUUGAAGAAAAUCUAGUUCCAAAUGAGAUUGUGACCACCUACGGUAUAGUUAUGUCGCUCGCUGCGCGCGGCUACAUCCUCUGGAUUCUCAACGUCGUAUUUGCCGCCAUCAUGACGAAAUUUACAAUUAAGAUCCUUCAAGAAAAUAACACGACUUUACCGAUAAUCCACGGAUAUGAAUCAAACGAAAUCAACCCCCCUUGGUUUAACGGUUCGGUGAAAGACUUCUGGGCAAGCCCCAACGAUAACACGAACUCACCCGACAACGUCUACGACAACCAGGGAUUUAGACGAAGUCAGUCUUUCUACCCCAUGGAUAUGACCAACGAACAUAUCUAUUCUACCCCUCCGACCGAGUCCUACAUUAAACCCAUCGACAACGCUAACUACAAAACUCCUAGUAAUGUUUACUCGCCGCCCCCUGGCAACCCGUACAAGACACCCACCACCAACAAGAACAACCCAAGCAAUAAAAACCCGAUGUCGUUUUCUGAAGCCAUCGCCCAGAGAACUGCUACUAUUGGAAAAAAUAAAGGAAAGAGAUCUCCUUUGAAUCACAUUGCGCCACCGUAUAUACCCGAUCCGGAUUAUACGCCGCCGAAUUCUCCGCACGGGCUGAAGUCGGUGCUGAGGUCGAAAAGUAAUUAUAGUAAUAUGCAGUGAUUGUUUAAUAAAUUAUAAACCUGGAGGGAUUAUUUUAAUAAAGUUAGCCCCAGCGGUUGUAACUAGA
Zophobas morio is the source of this 1268-nucleotide messenger RNA. RefSeq lists its product as uncharacterized. The transcript has 7 exons. The record is from RefSeq and is a predicted model, not a curated record. Lineage: Eukaryota; Metazoa; Arthropoda; Insecta; Coleoptera; Tenebrionidae. Bases 53 to 1201 code for a protein of 382 amino acids.